Linum trigynum is the source of this 2586-nucleotide messenger RNA. NCBI's taxonomy places the organism in Eukaryota, Viridiplantae, Streptophyta, Magnoliopsida, Malpighiales, Linaceae. The record is from the annotation of a GenBank genome assembly.
UAUUCAUAUAAAAUUGGAAUGAAGGGAGUCUCCAUCGUCUUUUCCUGUAGACGUAACAGCGACGACCGGAAAAUGACCCGAAAGAGAAAACUGUGUAGAGAUUAGAGAAGUUUGGAGUUAUAUGUUAGUUUGAUCUCUUAUCACCACACAAAUAAAAAUGUCCAAUUUGUCGCCCUGAUUAUUGCUUUUGUACUCGUUGCAUUUUGUCACAUCUUGAUUAAUGCAAAGUCCCUGGCUUCAAAAUCAAAGAAUAUAGGUAUGUAAUUUGGUUUUGUAAAGUAACUAGGAUCACCAUAACUUCCAAAGUAUAUCUUCAUUUAGCGGUUAUGAAUUCACCUCGAGAUAUGAAUGCUAAAUAUUCGGCUAAAAGUUGGUUUAUUUGUAAACACGAGCAACACGAAGUCUGAACUUGUUGGUGAUGAGCUGCUAAUAGGUAGACACGCAAUAUUUGCAAUGACCCAACUGUUCAAAUAAGUGCUAGAUUUCGAUCGCGAGAUUAUCUCGAUAGUUUAUUUGGUGAAACUUGCAUCUAUUUGUUGUUGAAAUCUCAUAAGUAGUCCUUAAUUCCAAAGUCAAUCUUAAUAUAUUGCACAAUUCCAAGUACCUUCUAUACCUACCAUCAGCAAGAGGGCAAUGGCGCCAUGAUGUUUUGGACGCUUUAUUCUCAUCGGAGGAGAGGAAAGCCAUACAGGCCAUUCCCUUACCAACAAAUCAAACGAAGGAUAGGCUGUGUUGGGAGAGUAACUCAAAUGGCUGCUAUAGUGUUCGUGCAGGCUAUAACAUAGCCAUCGAACUGCCACCAGAGGAGCCUGAUAUAGAAGAGAUAGAAGGAGAUACAACUAAUGCCCCUACGACCAUCAACUGGAAAGAUCUCUGGAAGGUUCAGACCCCACCCAAGGUAAAAUACUUCCUAUGGAGAAUGAUGCAUAAUAUCCUUCCUACUAAUGUUAACCUCACUAAGAAAAUGGAGGAACGCUUCGUCCCGGAUUGCCCUUACUGCGGUAUAGCUGAGACCCAGGAGCAUAGAUUUAUGGAGUGUGAAUGGUCACGAAGAAUAUGGAGGAGAUCCCUUUGGUUAAAUAUGUGUGGGUAUGGAAAUGGUGAAGAAAUGUCGGGCUGGCUGAACAAACUUCUUACUGAAGAAGAUACAGAUAUGAUAGCAGGUAUAUGUUCACUCUUAUGGUUUUUAUGGGAUGAAAGGAAUAAACAUCAAUUUAAUGGGAAGAAACUCGAAGAAGGGGAAGUGGCAAUAAGAGCCCAGAAUUGGAUCCUGGAAUAUAAGCGAGAACAAGAGCUGCAAAACACGCCCAGGAACGCAGGGGAAGGGCGUCAACAUCACUGGAUACCGCCGAGUGUGGGUACUUUGAAGGUCAAUACGGAUGCAGGUUGUCUAGGGGAUGCAGGAACAGGGCUUGGAAUGAUUGUACGAGACUGGAUGGGCGAGUUCAGAUUUGCGGCAGCCACAAGAGAAGCGGAAAGAUGGACUCCAGAGGUUGCGGAAGGCAGAGCGGUGGUAUUUGCUAUAAAAAAGAUGAAAGAGCUAUAGUGGGGACCGUACGAAGUUGAGUCGGAUUGCCUUAACCUGAUUAGAAGAUUGCAGAAUCCCUCAACUGAUUUUUCUGAAGUAGGUACGGUGUGUCAAAAUAUUCUGCAUAUGGACGGAGUGGAGAACUGUAGAGCGUGGCGCCACACUAAUCGGGGGAAAAAAUCCAAAAGUACCACUGUUUAAAAAAAAAUUCCAAAAAUAUCACCCAAUCCCAAAAAAUUCCAAAAAUACCACCCUUUUUCAAAAACCGCCACCCCACCCUGCGGUUUACACGAAAACCGUUUGUCGGGGGCGCGGUUUUCUAUUCAAACCGCGGGCCUAGGGGGCGGUUAUUAAAAAAAAAAAUUUUUGGACCAAACCGCUGGGUGGGGUGGCGGUUUUGACCCAAAACCGCCACCCCACCCAGCGGUUUGGUCCAAAUUCUUUUUUUUCCGAUCAACUCCUAUCUUCGGCCGAAACUUCAAACGAACGUAACUUUGCACUCGGGUAUCCGAUUGAUGUGAAUUUUUUUUCAUUUCUCAUAAUUUUUCAAGAUCUACAACUUUUAGUAGGAUGAAAUUUUCAAAACAGGAACUAUUUUUGGAUAUGCGGGACCUUGAGAAUAACUUUACCUUUACUUUUCACAAAUCCAUGUACAUUUUGAAAUUAUGAUUAUAUUAAAAGUUGUAGAUCUUAAAAAGUUAUGCGGAAUAAAAUAAAAUUCAUAACAUUCGGAUUUUGGAGCACAAAGUUAUGACCGCCCAAAGUUUGACGAAAUGCGAGACCCGGCGGUAUGCGGCUUGCAAGAUCUCAAAAAGUUUGCGGCCUCCAUUUUUUGAAUCCGAAUAAAUUUUUGAGAUCUUGUAAGCCGCAAACCGCCGGGUCCCGCCUUCGUCUCGAAAAAACGUCAUUUGCCACCCCGAACGAGCCUUUUUUUUUUAUUUCGUCAAACUUUGGGCGGCCAUAACUUUGUGCUCUAAAAUCCAAAUGUCAUGAAUUUUUUUGUUUAUUCCACAUAAAUUUUCAAGAUAUACAACUUUUAAUAUAAUCAUAAUUUCAAA